GACCUAGCAUUGGAACUGAAUAGUAUGCGUCAACAAAUAUCCGCCAAUAAUGAAAUUAAUUCAUCUGUCAUUGAUGGUAUGCUAUGGUUUGAUAAUAUGACGUCAUUCAUUAAUAUACUGAAGAUCAUACAAGACGAAUUAGCACAGGAAAUUAUUGUGGCAUUAGACAAGCAUCUGAAUGACGAUGAGAUGGAUGUAAUUAGAGGUGUAUCCAUUGUAGUUGGAGCAAUGAUAAUGUUUCCCGUGAUAGUUUUGCUUGUGUACCGUCUUAACAAAACGCUGCAGUCAUUUGCUAACUCAUUGAAGGAUAAAACUUUAGAUUUAGAACAUGAACGAAGACGAUCAGAACAAUUACUUUACCGAAUGUUACCUGUUGCCAUAGCCCAGCGAAUGAUGAAGAAAAAGACUAUAGUACCAGAGUAUUUCAAAUCUGUAACAGUAUACUUCUCUGAUAUAGUUGGCUUUACGACCAUCUGCUCAAAGAGUUCACCAAUGGAAGUUAUAUAUAUGUUGAAUGCUUUGUACAGUGUGAUGGACGAACGAAUAGAAAAGUUUGAUGUGUAUAAAGUAGAAACAAUAGGUGAUGGCUACAUGGUGGUUUCUGGUUUGCCAAUAAGGAAUAAAGACAGACAUGCACUGGAAAUAGCUCUUAUGUCCUUAGAUAUAUUGGAAAUAGUUAGCAAAUCAGAAAUUCCACAUUUACCAGACGAGAAAUGGCAAAUACGAAUUGGAAUAAAUACAGGUUCUGUGGUUGCAGGUGUUGUUGGAACUAAAAUGCCUCGAUAUUGUUUGUUUGGCGAUACAGUUAACGUUGCAUCUCGAAUGGAAUCUACAAGUAAAUCCUGUAUGAUUCAAAUUUCUUCCACAACGAAAAGUGCUCUUGAACAACAUCCAGGUUUUUCGUUGCAAAGGCGGGGAGAAAUGAUUAUCAAGGGCAAAGGAUUAAUGGCGACGUAUUGGUUGACGGGAAAUCAAACGAUAUGUAACUGUUACGACUGCAUAGAUCAAGAUUUAUUCAUCACCGACGUAUACGUACAUGAUUCAGAAAUGCACGAGACAUAGAACUAUUUUCAUCAUAACAAAUUAAUGAUGGAUAUUUGUUUAUUUUAAAUAUAAAGAACAUGAACAUUUGACAUUACAUUAUCUAUUACAAACCGCCACUCAUGAAAAAUACAAUCCGUUUGUUCGGCCUUCUGUUCAGCAAUUCGUCCGUUGUCGGAAAAUUUGUACCCAAAUGUAUAUAAACGACUUGCAUAUCAAGGUAACCUUUUGUUCCAUUUGCCGACGAUUACCGGCAUUAUUUGGUUUAGACAUCAUAGUUUAACCAACCAGGGUAUAGGAAAUUGCAAUAAUGACGCC
Mytilus trossulus (common blue mussel) is the source of this 1359-nucleotide messenger RNA. RefSeq names its product atrial natriuretic peptide receptor 2-like. Gene Ontology annotation, biological process: intracellular signal transduction; receptor guanylyl cyclase signaling pathway; cGMP biosynthetic process. The record is from RefSeq and is a predicted model, not a curated record. The transcript is spliced from 6 exons. Lineage: Eukaryota; Metazoa; Mollusca; Bivalvia; Mytilida; Mytilidae. The coding region runs from base 25 to 1062 and encodes 345 amino acids. Gene Ontology annotation, molecular function: guanylate cyclase activity; adenylate cyclase activity; peptide receptor activity. Gene Ontology annotation, cellular component: plasma membrane.